AUGUCCAGCACCCUCCCAAUGGCGGCCAUCUUCACCCGCAACAAAAUGAUCGGCUGGACGUCCGUCAUGGUCUCCGUCCAGGGCUGGCUCUCGGAAACCCCAGCUCAAAAGGAAAAGGCCGGCACGCCCGCCUACUUCUCCGUCGGCAUGGCAGUUCUGGCACUCGGUCUGGCAUAUAUGCCUCUGUUCAUGCCGCCGGCAGCCGGACGAGGAGGGCAGGGGAGUGGGACGGCGGCGCCUGGGCCUGUGCCUUCUUGA
Messenger RNA from Saxophila tyrrhenica, 258 nucleotides. RefSeq lists its product as uncharacterized. Lineage: Eukaryota; Fungi; Ascomycota; Dothideomycetes; Mycosphaerellales; Extremaceae. The record is from RefSeq and is a predicted model, not a curated record. The transcript has 2 exons. The coding region runs from base 1 to 258 and encodes 85 amino acids.